Mucor velutinosus is the source of this 1539-nucleotide messenger RNA. RefSeq lists its product as uncharacterized. Gene Ontology annotation, biological process: fatty acid metabolic process. The transcript is spliced from 4 exons. NCBI's taxonomy places the organism in Eukaryota, Fungi, Mucoromycota, Mucoromycetes, Mucorales, Mucoraceae. Gene Ontology annotation, molecular function: medium-chain fatty acid-CoA ligase activity. Bases 1 to 1539 code for a protein of 512 amino acids. The record is from RefSeq and is a predicted model, not a curated record.
AUGGUGGAGAAUGCCGCCAACCAAAAUGGAGUUGCCAUUGUCGAUAUUCGCCUGCAAAAGAGCUUCACUUACCUUGAGUUGAUUCAUGCUGCAAGCAAAUUACGCCUUGAAUUAUUGAAGGGCAAAAGCUCAUUAGACCAAGAGAGAAUAGCCAUCUUAUGUCCUAGUGGAUUCCCUUACGUUGUAGCGUUGUUAGCAAUUUGGGCUGCUGGAGGUAUCGCUGUACCACUGUGUACCACGCAUCCUGCACCGGAACAAAUCUACACAUUGCAAGAUUCUCAAGCAUCAUUUAUCCUUGGUCAUCCUGUAUUCGCUGAUCGUAUUUCUGAACUAUCCAAUGCCACCAAACUACCAAGCAUAAUCAAAGACGAUGACAGCUUUAUCGCCAUGACUAACGUGGAUAGCCUCAGCCGACCCGACAUUGCAUUAUUCGAUGCUGAUUUUGAUGCGGGUGCUCUCAUCAUCUACACCAGUGGCACAACAGGCAAACCCAAAGGUGCUGUCUCUACGCAUUCUGUCAUUGAUGCCCAAGCAUCUGUGUUAGUAACGGCCUGGUAUUGGACAUCCGAGGAUCGCUUGCACCAUAUCCUCCCUCUGCAUCAUAUCCAUGGCAUUGUCAAUGCGCUCAUCUGUCCAUUAUGGAUUGGCGCCACAGUUGAAAUGCACCAAAAGUUUGAUACUACUCAGGUGUGGGCUCGUUGGGCAAACACAGAGUUGCCUCGCCUCAGCGUGUUUAUGAGCGUGCCUACGGUGUAUUCAAAACUCCAGCAAUUCUACAAGACGCAAGAUAGGGAAACACAGGCUGUCUUGACAACAGCAUGCAAGCAAUUCAGAUUCAUGGUGUCAGGUUCCGCUUCUUUGCCAACAACCUUGAGAAACGAUUGGAGAAAACUGAGUGAGGGUCAGGUCUUACUAGAGCGUUAUGGCAUGACCGAGAUUGGUAUGGCACUCAGUCAAGAAUAUGUGAUUUGGGAGCGAGUACAAGGCACGGUGGGCAUUCCUUUACCUGGCGUUGAAGCCAGAAUCAUUUCUGCAGAGACAAAUGAGGAUGUUACUGAGGCAAGAAAUGUUCCUGGCAUGCUGCAAAUUCGCGGCAAAACUGUGUUCAAGGAGUAUUGGGGACGCCCUGAUGCUACUAAAAAGGAAUUCACCGAGGAUGGCUGGUUUAUUACUGGCGAUGUUGCUCAGAGAGUGGGGCAUCAUGGAUAUUUUCAAAUCAUGGGCAGAAACAGCAUAGAUAUUCUCAAGACUGGUGGAGAGAAAGUGAGCGCAUUAGAAAUAGAAAGAGAAUUACUAUCCUGCGAUUUAGGCAUUCAAGACGUAGCUGUUGUUGGUAUUCCUGAUCCUGAAUGGGGUCAAAAAGUUGCAGCUGCUGUCGUUUUAGAAAAUGGAAAGGAUCUUAACUUGGCUACAAUGAGAAAUGCCAUGAAGAAGCGAGUGGCAGUCUACAAAGUGCCUGCAUUACUAAAGAUUGUUGAUGAACUGCCUAAAAAUGCAAUGGGCAAGGUGACAAAGAAGGAUGUGGUCAAUUCAUUCUAA